AUGAACACUCAGGUCCCCUCAUCUAUUGCCUACACGGCAUGUCGAACAGCCGCCAUGGAGGGCGUGUCCUGGACUGCCCGCGUACUAUCCCGCGCCGCGGCUAAGCUCUCUCACCAACAUAUAUCAAACCCCACCCAGGACUUGACGCAGACCCAAGACUUCGAGCCCAUCAUCGAGGUCAAACCUAUCUAUCAGACCCAGUACAUAACCGCACGCGACAGCAGGCAGAAGGAGGUCGACUACCUAGGCCUCGACAGCUGGGUCCUGAACAAUGAAAUCUGUGGCUUUUUCGACUGCGGUGAUGAAUUCUUCUCGGAGGACGAAGGCAAUAAUGAUUAUGGUGUGGACCAAAUUUACUACUUCAAUAAACACGGGAUCGAGGAGCUCUCUCAGGACGAGAUUUCGGAGGCGGGUAGUGAUGAGAGACUAUUCCUCCUGGAUGACGAGGAUGAACUAUUCCCAAAGAUCCCCAGCAUCAUUUUGACCACUCCUGAUGGCGAGGUCGUCAUCGGCAACGCUAUCCCGGAGGGGAACAAGUGCCACUUCACGGACGAGUACUACGCCCUACAGAAACAGUGGCUCGACACCCUCGAAAACAGCCUCGUCCCGGGCAAGUGGAGACAGCUACGUGACCUAAACCGCCCACAGGGGCCCAAAAUCAACUAUGAAGAAGAAGAGGCCCUCCGCGAGAGGCACCUCCGCAUCCAGAAGAAGCAGAAGCGCCGCGCGGAAAAAGCGGCGUGCAUGGCGCACGACGAGAGAUACCACCAACGCCGCCAAGAAAGGGACGCGGCGGAGCGCGCGUGGCAGCUACAGAGGAUGGAGGUCGAAGAUAGGCGGUAUCAGGCGCAGCAGUCGCAGACGCUCGAGGCUGCUGCUGCCCCGGGAGAAUGGGUUGAGGAAAUGGAUCGCCAGCAGGAGGAGGCAGAGAAGAGACUACAGGAACUCAGAGACGAGCUGGAGGAGAGGAUGGAAAGGGAUUUCGGGGUUGAGAGCGAGAGUGAACUUUGA
Colletotrichum spaethianum is the source of this 1011-nucleotide messenger RNA. RefSeq lists its product as uncharacterized. The record is from RefSeq and is a predicted model, not a curated record. NCBI's taxonomy places the organism in Eukaryota, Fungi, Ascomycota, Sordariomycetes, Glomerellales, Glomerellaceae. The transcript has a single exon. The coding region runs from base 1 to 1011 and encodes 336 amino acids.